CGGAGUUUCCUGCAGAUCUACAGCAUGCUCCUCAUGAACGACGGAUACAACCCGGAAGGAAAAGGAAACCGCAAGUUCAAUAGAUUCCUGUUGACACUCUGGGGUAUCUUCACGUUGAACAUCGUGUCGGCUUACUCGGGCAGCUUGGCCGCGCGGCUCACACUCCCGGAGUUCGAACCCAUGAUCCACACUCCCGAAGGACUGUCCGAGAAGAAUUACUUGUUCUCUGCUUACUACCUGAGUUCUUGGCUUGGCUACAUGACUCAAAGAUACAAAUUGAAAUUGCGGCUGAUCAAUACGACAGAAUGGGAGCCUGAAGACGGCCGCCAGACGGCGUUCUUUACUAAGCGAGUCGGCGACAAAUACUUCAUGGAAGUGGAGCAGCUCCCUUUGGCACUCCUAAAAGAUAUGCGUGCUUCCAAGGUGUGCAUCGAGCAGUACUUCAUGACGUUCGCCUUGCCGCGGGGUUCAGGGCUGGGGCGGUUCCUGAACCCGAUCAUCCGGCGACUGGUCGAGGCCGGCAUCACGACCCACUGGCUCAACCGCGUCUUCGAGAGCCAAUACACCCUGUUCCCGUUCGAGCAGGCCCACGAGUACCGAGACAGGCAGGCCGUCCAAGUCAAGCUCUCUUUCUUCUACCUCCAGAGCGCUUUCCUCCUCUGGUUCGUCGGCCACGCCCUCGCCGCCAUCGCCUUCUUAGCCGAGACCACCAAACACUGGAGACAGGAGACCCGGAUUCGGAGGCUCCUCAGGCCGGACCGAGAGCCUGGCUUCAAGUUUAGCAUGACCAAAUAAAAAACGGUUCUUUCAAGCAACCUGUACCUAAAGCACUAUUACUGGCUUUAAGUUGGAUUUCAAGCAUCAUAUAAAUUUCAUUUAACUCCUGAAUGCAACUAUUCGGGCCUCUUUGAUGUCCGUGUUGCAUACGCAUGGAUGUAAAGGCGUUUUGACGGUCCAGGCACUCACCACAUAAACCGCGGGCCGCGGUUUCGGUGCAGCGUGCAGCGCCAACGCAACGGCGGACUUUAUUCCGAGAAUCCAAAAUAGCAGAACGCUCUCCAUUCUUUGUUUAUACUACAAAAAUAUCACCUAGGAACGAACAUUUGCAUAAAGGCGUAGGAUGUGAAUAUCCUUUGUGCUUCAGUCUUGAUAUCGCGAUGUGCUGAGCAUGAUUAGUUCAGCAACUUUUCAUGUUUAACAUACAUGUCUUCGAAGUAUAAAUGAAGAAUUGAAGACAAUCUGUCAUUUUUAAAUGCAGCUAAGCCCGUCC
This is a messenger RNA of Bemisia tabaci, 1270 nucleotides long. NCBI's taxonomy places the organism in Eukaryota, Metazoa, Arthropoda, Insecta, Hemiptera, Aleyrodidae. The record is from RefSeq and is a predicted model, not a curated record.